AUGGCUAAAUUGAAACAUCCCAUCAGUUGCAAGGCUUUUACAAAGCCACCAAAUGAUCAAAAACCGCCACCAUUCACAGGAGGGUUUGUUCCAAACAAGCCAACCCAGAACAAGGUCUAUUCAUUCGAUCUGACCAAGGUAGAUGCCUUGUUUGAUGAGAUGUUGCUGCAGAAAGCGAUAGAGACACCCCACAAGUUGCCCAAACUAAAAGAACUCAAGGGCAGGCAGUAUUGCAGGUGGCACAACUCUUGGAACCAUUCCAGCAAUAGUUGUGUUGUUUUCAGGGAUGUCAUACAGGAAGGAAAAACAGCAGGAAGGUUGAAACUGGUGGAAAAACCUCCAUCAGUUACAACAAAUCUUUUUCCCUAG
Molecule: messenger RNA, 369 nt
Organism: Prunus armeniaca (apricot)
Lineage: Eukaryota; Viridiplantae; Streptophyta; Magnoliopsida; Rosales; Rosaceae
Source: the annotation of a GenBank genome assembly